AUGCUGUAUAGCGUCUCGGUCCUCUGCGCCGUCGCCUUUAUCGUCGCUUCCGCAGGCAAUUGCCCGUCAGGAUCGUUCGACUACAGCGAUGGCCGUGAAUGUCUCGUUGGCAUCAAUGCUGACGCCGAAUACUCAGUGGCGCUUCAGACGUGCAAAUUGAUCGAUGGCCGCCUCGUCCAGCCGAAAAACGCCCUCGAGAAUGCGAUGGCUGGUUUUGAAAAUAUUCAAACCCUUAAGGGCCAGGCGGGCUACAUCGGCGUCGCACGGGUUAAUGGCACUUGGGGAUACGCGGACGGAACCUCGCUGGCAUACCAGAAUUGGAAGAACGGAACCGGCUCUGUCGGCCAAGAUUGUGCGGGAUUCCGCGGUAGCGACCUCAGCUGGUACCCAGUCGCCUGCAGCACCAGACAGCCCUUCAUCUGCUCUUUCUCUUAUCCGCUGGUGAACAACAACUGCCCCGCCGGCUGGAGCUUCUACCAGGCCACCGGGUACUGCUACUACGCGCCGGCAUGGAACUUCGCAGAUCCUGACAGCUACACGAUUGAUCAGGGCGAAUCGAUGUGCCGCGGUAUGGGAGGAAACCUCGUGUCGAUUCACAGCAACCUGGAGAAUCGCUUCGUCUUUAACCUGAUCGCUUCGAUCUCAAACGAUCCGCUGUGCUAUGAUAGUCGUUACUGGUAUGGCUCGAGCCAGGACGCCGGAUAUGCUGGCUAUAUCUGCAAAAAGAAGCCCGCCACCAUCGUCGCCGGACCGCCACUCGAGGAAAAACUGGCCAAACUCCAAAAAUUGGCGACCCUGGCCCGGCUGAACAAAAUGCCAUUCGUGCCGCCAACUUCGCUU
Mesorhabditis spiculigera is the source of this 840-nucleotide messenger RNA. The record is from the annotation of a GenBank genome assembly. Lineage: Eukaryota; Metazoa; Nematoda; Chromadorea; Rhabditida; Rhabditidae.